GUGGCACGCUUCUGAUGGGGACUACAACAAAGAGAAAGACUAUCCGCCUCUUGGCGCACACAAUGACAAAGAGUACGAUGAGAAGCAUGGCCGAUGGUGGUUUCAGCGGAAGGAGGAGUGGCGCCCAAAGCUGUACACCACCAUAGGCGCCCACGCGCGCAGCCCCAAGCUUAAGCGGACGAUCCUGAGGAAAAUGUACAACACACCCAACUUCCGUGCUCUGAAGAAUGACGUUCAUCGCAAGAGAUGGCCAAAGACCAGGGGACUGAAGUUCAGCUUCUUCGCGGAGUUCUGUGAAAAGGACUUCAAGAAGCGAACUCUGCUGGAGACUGCGCACACCCUGCCUUUGUUUGGGGCAGGCUGCAAGUUCUGGCGGGCUCCGGAUGCUGAGCACGCGGACACCAAAGGCCAGUAUUUCGUGGCAGAGUCCGUGGAGUACCGCUUGAGACCUUUCCGAGGCGACAUUCAUGGCACCCAGUAUGUCUUCGGACGACCAGUUCGCAGCGGCAUCGCGCCGAUUGCCAAAUCAAUGGG
Symbiodinium pilosum is the source of this 534-nucleotide messenger RNA. The record is from the annotation of a GenBank genome assembly. Lineage: Eukaryota; Dinophyceae; Suessiales; Symbiodiniaceae.